Molecule: messenger RNA, 123 nt
Organism: Racocetra persica
Lineage: Eukaryota; Fungi; Glomeromycota; Glomeromycetes; Diversisporales; Gigasporaceae
Source: the annotation of a GenBank genome assembly
UCGAAUAGAAACUUGGCUCGUCAUUUUAGUGCCGCUUCUGAAUUCACAUCGUUACUUUUUGGUGUCAUCGGUGUUGUUGUUUCACUUUUGGUGCCAUUGGAGUUGUCGUUCUUGGCAUCAUAG